AUGGCCGCCGUGGCCGUGCUCCGCAACGACUCGCUCCAGGCUUUCCUGCAGGACCGCACGCCCAGCGCCUCCCCGGACGUGGCCGCGCACUCGCCGCUGGCGCUGCUGGCCGCCACCUGCAGCCGCAUCGGACAGCCCGGCGCGGCGCCCGCCGACUUCCUGCAGGUCUCGUACGACGCGGCGCUGGGAUCGCCCUCGCGCCUCUUCCACCCGUGGGGCGGCGAGAUGCCCGCGCACUCGCCGGGGGCGCUGCCGCCGCCGCACGCCGGCCUGGCGCUCACGCCGCCCAAGAGCCACCUGCCGCCCUCCUUCGGGGGGGCGCACGAGCUGCCGCUCACGCCGCCCGCCGACCCGUCCUACCCGUACGAGUUCUCGCCCGUCAAGGUGCUGCCCUCCUCCAUGGCGGCGCUGCCGCCCAGCUGCCCGCCCGCCUACGUGCCCUACGCGGCGCAGGCCGCGCUGCCGCCCGGCUACUCCAACCUGCUGCCGCCGCCGGCGCAGCCCUGCCGGCAGCUCUCGCCCAACCCGCCGCCCGACGAGCUGCCCUGGUGGAGCAUCCCGCAGGCGGGCGCCGCCGCCGGCUGCGGCCACCGCUUCCCCGGCGCGCUGCAGCGCGGGCUGGUGCUGGGCCGCUCGGACCUGGCGCAGUACCAGACGCAGAUCGCCGCCCUGCUGCAGAGCAAGUCUCCCCUGGCGGCCACGGCCAGGAGGUGCCGCCGCUGCCGCUGCCCCAACUGCCAGUCGGCGGCGGGCGGCGCCGCGGAGGCGGAGCCGGGCCGCAAGAAGCAGCACGUCUGCCACGUCCCCGGCUGCGGCAAGGUGUACGGCAAGACGUCGCACCUGAAGGCGCACCUGCGCUGGCACACGGGCGAGCGGCCCUUCGUCUGCAACUGGCUCUUCUGCGGCAAGMGCUUCACGCGCUCCGACGAGCUGCAGCGGCACCUGCGGACUCACACGGGCGAGAAGCGCUUCGUGUGCCCCGAGUGCGGCAAGCGCUUCAUGCGCAGCGACCACCUGGCCAAGCACGUCAAGACGCACCAGAACAAGAAGCUCAAGGCGGACGGCGUCAAGCGGGAGGACGCGCGCGACCCAUGACCGCCGCGGCUCGGCCCGGCCCUGGACGCGGCCGAGACCGGGACCAGGACAGGCGCCGC
This is a messenger RNA of Nothoprocta perdicaria, 1154 nucleotides long. It is a transcript of the gene SP5, whose product is annotated as Sp5 transcription factor. Gene Ontology annotation, biological process: regulation of transcription by RNA polymerase II. The record is from RefSeq and is a predicted model, not a curated record. Gene Ontology annotation, molecular function: RNA polymerase II cis-regulatory region sequence-specific DNA binding; DNA-binding transcription factor activity, RNA polymerase II-specific. The transcript has 2 exons. Bases 1 to 1095 code for a protein of 364 amino acids. NCBI's taxonomy places the organism in Eukaryota, Metazoa, Chordata, Aves, Tinamiformes, Tinamidae.